AUGGCUCUCCAAGAAUCUCUCCAGUUCUCAGGGUCCCUAAGAGGGCUGGACCAGAUGGGAAUUCGGGGGGGUCCAUAUCUCCUGCUGGGUGAGGUCCUUGGACACAGCGCACUUGGUGUGCAGCCCCAGCAGGCUGCUGAUGGAGAUGCCGAUGAGCUUCUGGAGCUGCCGGCACUGCUGCAGCGCCCGGCUGGCCGCGGCCCCCGCGCCUCACUCCACGGCCGCCUCAUCACCCCCGCCACCGCCCUCCUUCUCUCCCAUCGCGGCGGCGCACAGCGCUGCUCUAUGCACACUGCGGCGGCCGAGGCAGGGAGCCCGGGGCGCGGGCGCCUAAGCCAGGAACCCCCGAGACGGAAGAGAUGGACCAGGAGCGCCCCUCGCCGCUGCUCCAGCCAGGACGCCGGUAGAGCUGGCAGCCCAGUCUGCUGCUCCAGCCCUCAGAGACGCGGUGGCGGGAACAAUAAGCCACGACUGCAAAAAGCCGCGGCGACGGGGGCAAAAAGUCGUACAGGCCUGGGCAAAAAGCCGCGGCUACAGGGGGAAAAAGCCGCAAAAAGAUACGGCGGCGGGGGCAAAAAGCCGCGCACAAAGCCCCGGGUGCUGGGACAAAAAGCCGCAGCAGCAAAAGCCGCGGCGGCGGGGAGCAAAAAGCCGCAAAAAGCCACGACGACGGGGGCAAAAAGCCUCGGGUGCGGGGGUAAAAAGCCGCAAAAAGCCGUGGGGGCGGGGGAAAAAGCCGCGACGACGGGGCAAAAUGCCUUGGCGGCGGGGGUAAAAACCGCAAAAAGCCGCGGCGGCGGGGGCAAAAGGCCACAAAAAGCUGCAGCGGCGGGGUUAAAAAGCCGCAGCACAUAA
Nomascus leucogenys (northern white-cheeked gibbon) is the source of this 855-nucleotide messenger RNA. RefSeq names its product translation initiation factor IF-2-like. Bases 1 to 855 code for a protein of 284 amino acids. Lineage: Eukaryota; Metazoa; Chordata; Mammalia; Primates; Hylobatidae. The record is from RefSeq and is a predicted model, not a curated record. The transcript is spliced from 5 exons.